Messenger RNA from Oncorhynchus tshawytscha (Chinook salmon), 5306 nucleotides. RefSeq names its product G protein-coupled receptor, class C, group 5, member Ba (gene gprc5ba). Gene Ontology annotation, biological process: G protein-coupled receptor signaling pathway. Gene Ontology annotation, molecular function: G protein-coupled receptor activity; protein kinase binding; protein kinase activator activity. Lineage: Eukaryota; Metazoa; Chordata; Actinopteri; Salmoniformes; Salmonidae. Gene Ontology annotation, cellular component: plasma membrane; intracellular membrane-bounded organelle; signaling receptor complex. The transcript is spliced from 4 exons. The record is from RefSeq and is a predicted model, not a curated record. Bases 1371 to 2567 code for a protein of 398 amino acids.
AUCGGUGAAGAGGCAAUAUCCCGAGCAGAAGCAGUUGGAUACAAUUUCAGGCGGUGUAGAGGGGUAACAACAACAGAUCACCCCCCAAUCCUAGUGGGUUGAUUGCGCUCAUAGUAGGCUGCGCAGGUCUGGCACGGGGCGGGUUAUGUGCCACUCACUUCACGCCUCCCUGAAUAGAUCGAAUCGAAGGGCUGAGGACGCGCGUGCUCAAGCAGAAGGAGAAACCAGCAUCACAACACCGUUAUACUCAUAGCUCCGAACCAACCACAGACCGAAUGUGGAAGGGAAGAACUUGAUGCCAAGAACCGUAAAUGAACCACGGAUUAUCAUUUCAAUUUGAAUCCGAAAUAGAGUGUACUGAAUCGCCGGCCAAUAGACAGAUUUGGGUGAAAGGUGUAUGGACGUGGUGCUAAAGAGGAAUUAACGCGAAAACCCGCGGUCAGCACACCAAUUUGUUGGAGGGGAGAAUAUAGGACUGCCUACAGAGCAGAAGCGGACUGGAGAGAGUGAGAGAGAUAGAGAGAGAGGGAGGACGGAGUGCAGUGAAGUGAGUAGAUUGUGGUUUCUCCCGUUGCUGUCAUGUUCGCUGGCUGUUCAAAGAGGGAUUAAAAUGACGCGUGUUUUGCAGAGCUCCAAACUGUCAUACACGUUGAUGCAGUCAGUCACGAGAUGUGCAGCAGGGGGAGUUGAGCCUCGACCCGGGCAGUGAACAGUGUAAAGGUGCGCAGCAGUGACAGGGAAUCCGUCUGGAUUUAACGCACGAUAUUUUGUGAACAGCGGGGAUAUUAAAGUUGCAUUCGUGUCUUUUAUUUAUUUAGAUUAUUCCUAAUUUAUUCAUCACAAAAGGGGGUUCGUUGGGGAAACGCACCAUUGAACAAAGGAUUUAGGAGAAACGACAACUGUAACCCAAUUCUGCCAUUCUGAGUGCGUCUCCCUUCUGGCGUGUCAAAUCGGGACAGUUACCAGAAGAGAAAAGGUACGGUGGAAUACAGAGUGUUCUCUGUCUGGUUCCGAACCCGGGAGAGGGUUGAACACAGUUUUAUCACCUUCCUAACCCGGGAGAGCAUUGAACACAGUUUUAUCACCUUCCUAACCCAGGAGAGGGUUGAACACAGUUUUAUCACCUUCCUAACCCAGGAGAGGGUUGAACACAGUUUUAUCACCUUCCUAACCCAGGAGAGAGUUGAAUAAUUCGGUCGGGGGCGCAGAGCUGAUCCACAGCCGUGGGAAUGUGGGUGGAAAGUGUAAACGCAAACGAAGCAGGAGGGCUUCAACUCUAAAAUGUGACUUUUUCCAAUACAUCCCCGCUAUACAAGUAACACGUGCAUUCUGCAAUCGUUUCCAUCGGAUUUGUUUACGUCGCACAAGAGAUGGCGUUCUUCCCUGUCCUCCUCCUCCUCUCCGUGGUCCAGCGUGGUUCCUCCCAGGACCCUGAUGAGGACUCGUUGGCAGUGCCCCGGGGGUGUGGCUGGGGCCUGGUGCGCCCCUACACCCUCCUCUGCGACCUGGACUCUGUUUGGGGCGUGGCGGUCGAAUCUGCAGCGGCCGGCGGCGCCCUGGCUGCCAUUUUACUGGGCCUGAUCAUCCUCUGCCGACUACACCACGUGAGCGAGGCGGAGAAGCGCAGCGGCGUGGGACCAAUUCUCCUCCUGCUCCUGGGCAUCCUGGGCCUGUUCGGCCUCAGUUUCGCCUACCUCAUCGAGCGUGACGAGCAGCUGUGUCUUCUGCGCCGUGCCCUCUGGGGCCUGCUCUUCGCCCUGUGCUUCUCCUGCCUGCUGGUGCAGGGUGUGCGGCUCAGGAGGUUGGGCAGCGAGCGCCGGAGCCCGGGGGGCUGCACUCUGACCGGCCUGGCCCUGGGGCUGAGCGCCGUCCAGGGGAUCAUCGCCGCCGAGUGGCUCCUGCUCACGGUGCUCAGGGAGGGCAGAGCGGCCUGCCAGUACCUGCCUCUGGACUUCUCCUUAGCCUGUAGCUAUGUGCUUGCGCUACUGCUAGCCGCACUGGGGGCGGCCUCCUUCGCUCUCUGUGGGAAGACCCGGCAGUGGCGCUGUAACGCGGUCUGGCUCCUCUCCGCCUGUCUGUUGUCCCUCCUCCUCUGGGUUGCCUGGGUGGGCUUCUAUCUCUACGGUAACGCCUGGCUGGGGCGGUCCCCGGACUGGGACGAUCCAGCAUUGGCGAUAGCACUGGUGGCACAGGGUUGGCUCCUCCUCCUGUUCCACGCCGUGCCCGAGGCACACUCCUGUCUCUGCUCCCCGCCACAACCCUCCGCCCCUGACUAUUUUGACACGUCCCAGGCCCCGUCCCGCAUGAGGGAGACCAGCUUCGACGAGGACAUCCCCCUCUCACACAGGCAGUUUCCGGAGAACCAGGGCUACGGCUUUGACGAAAACACUGCAGGUCUGAGGAGUGCAGGUCAUCAUAAUGGUAACACAGCGCCCAGACCCAGUGCCCCCUUCCGCAGCAACGUGUACCAGCCCACUGAGAUGACCAUGAUCCUGAAUGGAGGAGCGGUGAGUUCUCAUAUUGUCCCCUCCGCACCCCCGACCUAUACGGGGCGGCAGCUGUGGUGAAGGACAGAGAUGAAGAAGAAGAGGAAGGAAGAAUGGGGUGAUGAAGAAGGGAUGAAGGGUCCUUGGACAGAGGAAUAACCCAGAGAGGAUAACUAUAACAUGGACACUAUCAGGACCCCCCUUACUGAGGGCUUACACACACCACCCACCCUGUGUUAAUCAAAUACACUAACCAACCACUGAAUGAGUGUGACUGAGGGGGAGAGCAGGUAUGGAGGACAGAUCAAAACAUUACAGGUAGUUGUGAAGUUAAAUCACUGUAGGAGAUAUUCAACUUAAAAACAAUCCUAUUUUGGUUGCAAAUGCUGUGGAGACCAUUUUCAUCUGGGAGAUGUGAGGUUUGAAAUGUUGACUGUCAGGUUUCUUUUGUAUGAGUCAAGUUUACUCCCACGAGACUACUAAGCCACUGUAUAACUUCUGAAAAACUGUGAAACCUCUCUCCCUUUUGAGAUAUUUGCUCUGUUUUUGUUGUUUAUUUUGGGAGAAACUCUUCUAAAGCAGAAUGUUUUGCUCUGUUCUCCAUCCUCCUGUAGAUACGGUACCUUACAGCCCUGUACCGCACCACAGCCCAUCACACAAUAGAAUAACACACGGACAAGUAUGGCUUAAACUCCAACCUCUCUAGCCAGUGUGUGCCUACAGGUAACUGCCAAAAUACAGGAAACACCAACAUAAAGUGUCUUAAUAGGGUGUUGGGCCACCAUGAGAACAGCUACUGCACCUUGACAUAGAUUCUACAAGUGUCUGGGACUCUGUUGGAGGCAGGCGACACCCUUCUUCCAUGAGAAAUUCCAACAUUUGUUGUUUUGUUGAUGGUGGUGGAAAACACUGUCUCAGGCAUCUCUCCAGAAUCUCCCAUAAGUAUUCAAUUGGGUUGAGAUCUGGUGACUGAGACAGACGUGGCAUAUGGUUUACAUCGUUUUCAUGCUCAUCAAACCAUUCAGUGACCACUCGUGCCCUGUGGAUGGGGGAAUGAUCAUCCUAAGGGGGGAUAGUUAUGGUAGCCAAAAUAAUUGCCUGCUCAGCAUUUUUAUACCUGACUCUAAGAAUGAUGGGAUGUUAAUUGCUUAAUUAAUUCAGGAACCACACCUGUGUAGAAGCACCUGCUUUCAAUAUCUCAUUUUAGGGAUGGGCAUUUGAAAUAAUUUCACUAUUCGAAUAAUAUCAUGAUUUUUGUGGGGGAUAUCUGGAUAGUCGAGUUGUUUAAACUUGGGAAUUAGAUUGCUGUGCAGCCUGUGCUACUUGCGUCCCGCUUGCUUGUGUGUGUGAUUGCAGGUGCCAGUGAGUUUUACGAGAGAGAGAGUAGCCAUACAGACUAAUUAAACAAAUUUGUAGAUUCCAUAGGUUAUCCAUCAUCCCAUCUGGUAGUGCCUGUCUUGUAUGCAUCAAAUCAAUCUAAAGAAGCUAGCUAUGUUUGCCAGCUAUAUUAGCCAGCUAGCUAGCUACCUAGGCUAAAAGUACCUAAGGUUAUUUUGCUGUGCUUCCCGUCCUUGUUUACAAUAACUCCAUUCAGAUUAAACAACAGCUUACCUGAUGGUUUCUGGUAGUUGUAGCCUACUCCUUCUCAUUUAACUAACUUAAUUCUGUCAUUUUAAUUCCAUUUUGCAUUGAUUAGAGAUCUCCCACGUUGCUUACUACACAUGGAGCCACUGAGUGUAGACGGUGCCACUUUGAUUGGCCGACAAUAACACACACGUGAAACCCGUGUAGGCUACUAUGGUAUCUACUUUAUGUCAUAAAAACUAGAAUUUCAAAUGUCAUGGCAUAUCCUUGUGUGUAGCAUUGUCUCAUAGACAAUUACAUUUAGACAAAGCCUUUUCAUUGUUAAAAUAGACUAAAAAUGAAUACUCUCACAAGUAUUCAAAUACUAACGUCCAUUUGGAUAUUUGAAUAUCCGAAUAACCGUGCCCAUCCCUACCUCAUUUACUCAAGUGUUUCCAUUAUUUUGUCAGUUACCUGUGUAUAUAUGUGUGUCUGUACCUAAUCUAUAUUGGCUCUACUCCAAAACUCUGGACCCCAAAAAACAAAAUACCCCCCCUCCCUCUGAGUAACCUGGACUGACUUUUACUGAGUGACCUGGAAUCACUACUACUGAGUAACCUGGACUCACCUCUACUGAGUAACCUGGACUCACCUCUACUGAGUAACCUGGACUCACCUUUACUGAGUAACCUGGACUCACCUCUACUGAGUAACCUGGACUCACCUCUACUGAGUAACCUGGACUCACCUCUACUGAGUAACCUGGACUCACCUUUACUGAGUAACCUCGACUCACCUCUACUCAUCUCGUCUUUCCACUUGUCUAACCCCAAACUGUGAACCCACCCAGGCUGCGGUCCAACUAACCAUAACGACAAUAUGACCGCAAACUACUAUACACCUAUCCAGCUCACCUAGCACCUGGCGGACAGAGCUAAGCUUCUACUGGACGAACAGUAGGAACCGGGGGAAUCCGGGGAUGUUGAUUGGAUGGACAGGAUGUCAGUCAGUGAGGAGGGGAUUUCGAUUGGACAGACAGGGUGUCAGACCGGGACUGUGUAUAUAGGUCAGACAGGCUGUGUUUUCCCACCAUGUUCUCCUGUGACCACAGAGACUUUCUGAACCAGCAGGACUGAACCAACUGUCCCUUUAUAUCAGAGAGAAAUGGGUCGGCGGGGAGGAGAUGGACUUCCCUUUUACUGUUUUGUUUUUUCAAACGUGUGUGUGUGCAUAGAGAUAAAAAAAACAUGUUCUAUC